Messenger RNA from Cyanidioschyzon merolae strain 10D, 1098 nucleotides. Its product is annotated as glutamine synthetase. Gene Ontology annotation, molecular function: glutamine synthetase activity. The coding region runs from base 1 to 1098 and encodes 365 amino acids. The transcript has a single exon. The record is from RefSeq and is a predicted model, not a curated record. Gene Ontology annotation, cellular component: cytoplasm. Lineage: Eukaryota; Rhodophyta; Bangiophyceae; Cyanidiales; Cyanidiaceae.
AUGGCUUCAACGCUCCAUCCUGACGUUACGUUUCCUUCGGGAACGGUGGUGGCGGAGUACGUCUGGUUGGACGGACGCCUCGGGCUUCGCUCGAAGCCGAGAACGCUCGAGAAGAAAUGGAAGUCUUUUGACGAAUUGAAGAAGAACGUUUCGAAAUAUUUGCCGCGGUGGAACUAUGAUGGAUCAUCAACAGAUCAGGCACCCGGUACAGACUCCGAGGUCAUUAUUUACCCGCAGGCUGUAUACAAGGACCCGUUCCGCGGAGGCGAUAACAUUCUCGUCAUGUGCGAUAUGUACACGCCAGGAGGCGAGCCCAUUCCGACGAACCACCGCUAUCAGUGCCAGAAGGUCAUGGAGAAAGCAAAGGAUCUUGUUCCGUGGUUCGGCAUCGAACAGGAGUACUUCAUCAUGCGCCCAAAGGAUCACAAGCCGAUUGGGUUCCCUGAAGAUGGCUCUCUGCCGGCGCCGCAGUUCGCGUACUACUGCGGUGUGGGGGCAAGCAACGCGUUUGGCCGCCGCAUCAGCGACGAUCACUACAAGGCGUGCCUGUAUGCCGGCAUUCAAAUCAGCGGCACGAACGGCGAAGUUGCCCCUGGUCAGUGGGAGUUCCAGGUAGGCCCGUGUGUGGGCAUCGACUCUGGCGACCAACUGUGGAUGGCGCGUUACAUUCUGUCCCGAAUUGCCGAGUACUAUGGAUAUGACAUUGAUCUGUCGCCCAAACCGGUGGUCGGUGACUGGAACGGAUCCGGAGCGCACACCAAUUUCUCGACAUUGCCUAUGCGCAAAUCCGGAGGCAUCGAAGAGAUCUACAAGGCAAUCGAGCGUCUAUCGCUGAAGCACAAGGAACACAUCGCUAUGUACGGGCAGGGCAAUGAGAAACGUCUCACCGGUAAGCACGAGACAGCUUCCAUAGAGUCGUUCUCCUGGGGCAAAGCCAGCCGUGCGGCGAGCGUUCGCGUCGGAAACGCCACCGUCGAGGAAGGCUGUGGCUAUUUUGAGGAUCGGCGGCCAGCGGCGAACAUGGAUCCCUAUCUAGUGACCAUGAUGCUCGUAUCGACCUGCUGUGAGAUACCUAUUGAGAAAAUGCCGACGCCAUAA